AUGGCGUAUCCAAAAACUUACACGAUUCCUCUUCCUAAAAAUAUGCACGACUACUUUUCAUCAGCUCCUUUCAUAACCUGCACGUUCAUCAAGUUUCUACGUCGACUCGAUUCAGAACAGAUACUAAAAAGUACUGAACAGAGGUCGAUUCACGGAUUUUACAUUAAAAUCCUGAAUUCAUUGAGCGUAGACCUAACUAUACCACAAUUUGCUCAGAAUCAUUCAAGAAAGUUGAUAAAAAAGAUUCGUUUCAUUUGGGAUUCAAUAGCAGAACGUGAAAAACAUCAUGCCGCUGAGGAACAUGAUUACAAGUUGCUUGAGCAAGUUCGAGACAAGCAUGUCAUAAUUGGUCAUACUGACGUUGCUAGAGUGCAAGAAAAACAUACAGAUAAAAAGCGAAAAGACGAGGAUGACAUAGAAUCGACACCACCCACAAAAAAGAUAACGGCACAACAGUCUUAUGAUGACGACGAAGAUGAUGAAAUUUCGAUUAUAAAGGAUAUUCCUCAAUUAUCUUUAGAGAAUAGGGAGCUUGAAGCAUUGACUUCAAUAUUCAUGCUUACACCAAAUUCUCAUUCUGAAAUGAUAAUUAAUAUUUUUGGUUCCCAAAACUUGGACAAAAUACAUAAAACACUUUUUUCAACAGAUAAACGAGAAUUAGAUGCGAAAUGUGAAUUUAAAUUCAGGAGAAUAAUAAAACAGUCAAUCAAUGAUUCACGAGACAGUGCCAUUAAAUCUACCAUAGCAUACUUAACAGAAAUUAAUUCAAAGGAAAAUCUAGGAUUUAUAAUUUUAGAAGGAUUGAAAUUACUACCUAAUUUAAAAUUAAAAAGCCAGCCAAGUGAAAUGUCAUUAAUUACUAACUAUCUAGACUAUAUAAUGAAAGAAUUACUUCAUGAGCCUGACAAGCAUAGAGUUGAGUGGCCGAAUACAGGUCUCAAAGAAAGUAGAGCAAGAAAAUUGGAAGGUAGAGCUAGACAACCCGAUUUUAUAGUAUCAGUAAUUAAUCAAUUAGAAACAAGCGGAACGUUGUUUGUAGGUGAAGUGACAUCCCCUGCUGAAAAAGGAAAUGUAUACAAAAACUGCAAUAAUUUAGUACACGUUGGCGUUUUUAUGAAGGAAUGCAUUGAUUCAGCCAUAGAUAAAGGCGCAGAUGUUAAGCUUUUAGAAUUUCAGUGUAUCGAAUAUACAAUUGAUUUUUAUGCAAUGGAACUUAGUGCACCGGGGCUAUAUUUUAUGUACUAUAUUGGUCAGGCCUCGAUUCCCACUUCAGUAAAAACAAUGACACAUUUUAUUGAUGAUAUAGAGACUUUUCUGACUGUACGAGAUAUUUUUCGAGAAUCAUUUGUCAAUUUUUAUGAUAAAUUACGUAACCCAAAAGAACAAUCAACGAAGGUUCCAUUUAAAUGUGAGACCUUAUCAACGCCAAGUUUCAAUCGACUUGUUAGCAAUACGCGUAAUGUCAAUAGAAAAUGCUCUUUCUGGUUUGGAAGGUUUUAA
Molecule: messenger RNA, 1500 nt
Organism: Dentiscutata erythropus
Lineage: Eukaryota; Fungi; Glomeromycota; Glomeromycetes; Diversisporales; Gigasporaceae
Source: the annotation of a GenBank genome assembly